Bombus huntii is the source of this 9707-nucleotide messenger RNA. It is a transcript of the gene pasilla, whose product is annotated as RNA-binding protein Pasilla. The transcript has 5 exons. Gene Ontology annotation, cellular component: nucleus; cytoplasm. The record is from RefSeq and is a predicted model, not a curated record. Gene Ontology annotation, biological process: mRNA splicing, via spliceosome; regulation of alternative mRNA splicing, via spliceosome. NCBI's taxonomy places the organism in Eukaryota, Metazoa, Arthropoda, Insecta, Hymenoptera, Apidae. Gene Ontology annotation, molecular function: mRNA binding. The coding region runs from base 901 to 2445 and encodes 514 amino acids.
CGUUUACGACAUCCUUGCAUUACUUAUAGAUACAUACGAUAAAUGCAACAUGCCACGGUAAGUCGCAACUGUAACUGUAUGAUGGUUAGCAGUAAAAUCAAUCGAUAGCUAUUCGUUCAGCUAACUCUGAUUCACGGUAGAUCGGUUGUGAUACGUAUUAGAAAUCAUUAACUCGCUUGUGACGAAAUAUUAAAUCGGUCAGAUGAGUUUAUAAAGGUGGGAAAAAAAUGCAAUAAAUUAUGUAAUAUAAUGUUACAUUGUUAUUAUCAACAGAAGAAGCGAAAUUAAAUCAACGAGACUACACUUUGAAAUUAUUAAGAAGUAUAAAGUGAGAGACGAGCGUAUAAAUGUGUGUUUGUCGUAACGAUGGAAUUUUUGGUUAAAAGAUGGAAGAGUAUAUGCAUGAAUGCAUAAGGGCCCGAAAUAAGACGCCCCUGGUGUACGUUGAACAGUACGUUCCUGCAGAACGGAGCCCGCGAGGGCUAGUUAGAAGAAGAGAGUCUAACUGGUGAUCCGAAGUGGCAUAAGAGCGAGGGAGACAGAACGAGCGAGAGAGGAACGCGAGGGCCGAGGCACACACCAUCGAGUAUCAACCAGCUGGUUGGCAAGGCAGCCGCGAGCAGUCGCCAGUGAGACGCGGUACCCCGCGAGGGCUUUCGUCGUUUGUUCGUUCGUCUAUACGUGUGUCUAUAUGUCCGUCAUCUCCCUUCCGCUUAAACCUAUCGUGGUCGUGCGUACGUUCAUUCGUUCGUCCGGUCCGUGUGUGGUGCGUCUCCCAUCGCUUGCUUUGAACGACACUUGCCACCGGUCGCGACUAUCGUCUCUGUGUCAAAGUACGUCUCUCUCUUACUCUACCUCUCUCUCCUCGUUUCUCUUGGCGUGCCCGACCGAAAAGACAAGAUGGCUGCCGACUCAGGAAUGGAGACGUGUCCCUCCCCGGAGAUUGCAGACUCCAGGAAGCGGCCGCUUGAUUGUGACGCGGAAAAUGGCGCGACGAAGAGGUCUCAUUACGGAUCAGGGGGUGAUGGAACAUAUCACCUCAAAGUACUGGUCCCUGGUGUGGCUGCUGGAGCAAUCAUUGGAAAAGGAGGGGAUACAAUUGCCCAGUUACAAAAAGAUACAGGAGCCAGGGUCAAAAUGUCUAAAUCCCACGAUUUCUACCCAGGAACAACAGAAAGAGUGUGUUUAAUUACGGGUAGUUUAGAAGCUAUAAUGGCAGUUAUGGACUUUAUUAUGGAUAAAAUUCGUGAGAAACCAGAUCUUACAUUAAAGACAACUGUUGACUUUGAAUCAGGGAAAACUACCGCAGAGAGAGAUAAACAGGUAAAAAUUUUGGUACCUAACAGCACUGCAGGCAUGAUAAUAGGUAAAGCUGGAAAUUACAUUAAACAAAUAAAAGAAGAAUGUGGCUCGUACGUUCAAAUAAGUCAGAAGGCAAAAGAUGUGUCUUUGCAAGAAAGAUGUAUAACGGUAAUUGGAGAGAAAGAGAAUAACCGUAAUGCAUUAAUGAUGAUAUUAGCAAAAGUGGCAGAUGAUCCACAUAGUGGAACAUGUCCAAAUGUUAGUUACGCAGAUGUUAGUGGUCCUGUAGCUAAUUACAAUCCCACAGGCAGUCCUUAUGCUCAAGCACCUACAAGCACUCCCACGUAUACUUCUACGGCUGGCAUCAAUACAGUGAGUCUCUUGAAUGGUGCUGGAUUAAGCUUGAACUUGAAUUUAGGAGCUGCAAUUACAGCAGGUACAGCACCAGUGACAACGCAAUUGUUGGAACAUAUAAAGUUAAAUUUACGAACGGCAGGUUUUUCGGAACCUGCUGCUAGCGAAAUUUUGUCUGCUAUCGCUACACUUGCUAAAUAUAAUCUUCUCGGAAUGGGAAUCGGGAUGCCUUCUAGUAUGGGAUACCUUGGAAAUCCUAUGGAUAGCACUACAACAGCAAAUGGUUCGAAUAACAAUGGCGGCGUAUUUGGGCCAAUUGGAACAGUUCCUGCUCUUGGAUCUACGUCUCCCACACCACGUAAUACACUUGACAGAUACGAGCCUUUUGAUCCAUUCAGACAAAACAACACAGCUGCCAGUGCUAUUCAUCUAAACAACAAUUCGUUUGGCCUUGGCACUAACCAGUUAUCACUUGUAAGUAAGAGUCCUACACAGGUAGACGCCAACAACAAGGAGACCAAGAAAGUAGACAUAGAAAUUGCAGAGGUUAUAGUGGGAGCUAUUCUGGGACCCGGUGGUCGUGCCCUCAUUGAGAUUCAGCACCUAAGUGGCGCCAACAUACAAAUCUCUAAGAAGGGCAUGUUCGCUCCUGGUACCAGGAACCGCAUAGUGACUAUCACGGGUUAUCCUAAUGCAAUCGGCACUGCUCAAUAUUUAAUUGAGCAGAGGAUCAGUGAAGAGGAAGCAAAACGAGCACGUCAGAAUGCCCUCGCCAAUAUGAUCCAUUGAUUUCAAGUACAGCACUUUUGUUCAUCCCCAUUAUUGAGCUCCGUCAUUCAUCUUUUCACAUCUUGAGGUGAUGCUGCGGUAGCUCUCUCUUCCCUUCUUGAAACACUCGUCCACUACCACCUACCACCCGUUGUCAUCUAUCGCUACAUCACUAUAGCGCUUGCAUUCUCACAUCACUGUUCAUGCAUUCAUCAUGAUUCGUCAACAUUUAUCUAUCUUUUAAGAUUAUUAUGAUAUAUAAAUAUUAUAUGUUAAAUGAUAACUACUACAAUUGUUCUGUGAUACACCAUGUUACGGGACUUUAUCACAAAUAAUACACGUACUACAUCAGAGUUACAUAAUAUAUCUAGUUGUAUGGUAUAGGAUAUUGAAAGAAGGCAUGAUGAAAUUAUGAUUACAUUAGAAACGAAAUGGCACAAUUUGGCCAUAGUUGUUCUUGGAAGGUCAAGACGACAAUGUUACAUGGGUAAUUGUUUCGUUUCAUAAAAAUAAAUCUAUUUUUUUCUUUUUUUUUUUUUUUAUAGGAGCAUAAUCUUAGUACUAAUAUGAAAGAUAUUUUUAGUUAGAAGGUCAUACAGAACUCACAAAUUGAAUGGCUUCGAUCUGAGGAAUUAGUAUUUUAAUGUGUAUCGUGCAGACCAAAUUAUAUUCAUUUCCAUAAAAUGAUGUUGCAAAUUAUUGUAUUGAACUGUUCCUUGAGCUAUGAAAUGAUUAGGCCGAUUGAAUGAUUAACAUGCUAUAUGAGCAAGUUUUCUCGAGUACAGAGUAAUACCUUGGCAAAACCAAAGAUCUUACAUAUGUAAAGCAGAAAUAACUUGGCUGGAGGAUAAAUAUACAUACAAAGGGAGAGCUAUUCUAUGUAUAAACAUAUAUUUAUAUAUUUACAAUGCUGGCUGGUCCAGUUAAAUGAAUAACAUAAUACUUUAUUGCCAAGUUUUAUUCUGAAUCCCAAAGUCUUUAUUUCUCAAAAUCUUCAUCAAAUUAUAUCUUAUAGUAUUUAGAUUAAUGUACCCAGAAGUAUAUAAACAUCAAGUCUCAUUCUUCCUUACUCAUACCUUAGGAACAGAGGAUUCAUUAUACUAGGAUGCUAAGAUAAGAAUUACUCGAUUCAUCACUGAAUCAAAAAGAUCCUCUCAUGUAAUAUUUUGGUAUGGUUAACACGCGUUGUACAUUAAAACUUUUGUCUAAUUAUUUUUAGUUUCAAGGUAUAUCAGUUGAAUACAAUUUGAGUUAAUGAGAUAUAUUUCAUGACACUUUGCAAAGCAAAAGCUGUGACAUAGAAAUUUGUUUUUGUCAUUCCUUUAUAUUAUAGCAGCAUGAAUAUAAUUAUUUUUGUCAUGUAAAGAUAUUUAUAUUUAUAUACAUCUGUUUUCAAUAGUUUAAUCGUGAAAUAUUUUUUGAGCAAAAUAUUCCAUUCGCUAGUGCUUUCAAUUCUUUUCUAUACAAUGAUUAAUGUAUUCUGAUGAAAAUACAGCAAAUUAAGGUUUCUACAUACAUACAUACAUACAUACAUACAUACAUACAUUCAUACAUACAUACAUACGUUCAGUUUUACAUAAAAAGUGUCUGUCAUGGUCGACAGUCAUGUCAUACAUCCUUGGGUUCUGUAUGAUACUGCUUUAUGUGGAAUUCUAUUUAAGACAACCAAAUCUUUGACAGAUUUUUAACAACUGCACUUUGACACUGAAUCAAAUCUUUAGAUAGGGAAUGGAUUUUAGCUAGAAACUUCGUUUAUGUUGAUAAUAAUUAUCAAUAUUAUGAACAAAAGAGCAAACAGCUUAUAUUUCAUUGCUAGAUAAGAAAGAGGAUACAGCAUCUACUAAUAACAGACGUUUCAAAUCAUUGUUUUUUGGGGGGGGGGGUAGGUAUUAGGAAAGGGUGAUAUAAGGGAUAGGCAGUAAUCAAUAAUGGGUUUAGUUAAAGUAUCUGAAAACGUUAGCUGUAGCGUCAAAUGAAAUAUAUAAGUGUACAUGAGUACAAUUCAUAGCUGGAGACGCUGGCUCACCGCUCUUUAAAAAUAACUUGUAUAUUCAUAAAUAUCGCAUAACAUGAGUAAUAAUAUAUUACACACAGAGAGAAAAAGAGUAAAUAUAUAUAUUAUAUAUUAUAUUAUAUAUAUAAUAUAUAUAUGUAUAUAAAAGAUGCAUCUAUAUAUACAUGAAAAGUUCGAAUUAGAUUAUUAAAUAAAAGAGAAUUCAUAUUAUCUAAAAUAUAAAUGACAUAUAUGUGUAUAUUUAUAUGUAUAUAUGUAUACACAUAUAUAUUCUAUAUAUAUAUACAUAUAUAAAUAUAAUAUAUAAAAGAUAUAAUAUAAGUAAUGAAAUGAUAUUAUAAACAUUGUUGACAAAAUAUUUGCGUCCGCGUACGUAAAACAUGAUUUUAUGUUUAUUCAUAAAUUGUAUGUGAACUAUUGAUUAAACUUCACUGUGUUGCCCAAAUACAUUGAGAAAGAAGUCACAGAUACGAUAAAGAUGCAAACUAUUGUUAGAUUGCUGUAGAUAGAUCUAUUUGAAAAAAAAAAAAACUUUAAUAGAACAUGUUACGAACGUCACUUGUACCAUUAACUUAAUUUAUAAAUCACUUUAUUUUAAUAUAGCCGUUGCGCUAUUAAUAUUAAUGGCAGCAUAAUAUUUCUCUAUUGCAUCCGUAUAUGCAGUACUUUUUCUUCGCUAAUUAUACGUAUCAUCACAUUAGAUCUAUCAUUGGCGGUUUCUUAAUUUUAUCCUAUCGUCACUUUCUCUCUAUCUCUAUUUUAUAAUUCACACUUUUUCUGACUGCCGGUAGGCAGGUGUGUUCCAAUUGAUUUGGACAGGCCAAGAUUUUCAAAGGGAAACAGAUUUUAUACCAUUUUCAUUUACACACAUCGAUUCGUACUUUUGUCAUUUAUGACUCUCACAUGAUUAUUUGUACUAAUGUAUCUAAAUCUAGUAUUGCAGUGAACUUGUACAAGUAGAUGAAGGAAACAAAUUUUUCAUUCGAUUUUCGUCACAAGAAUGUUGAUAUAUUUUGUGCUUGUUACAAGUAACAUCGAUAUUAUUACAGUGAAGUGAAAUAGACUUUUAUCACAUAGAAUAUUUCUUCUGUAACUUUUUUUUUCCUUUUUUUUAUGUGUAGCACGUAUAAGCAACAAAACACGAUGAAUGAUUGUAUUCUGGUUGUCACGUUUAAAAAAAACGAAAACAUGCUUGAUCAUUUGAAUAUUCCAUUGCUAAAAUUACAAUGUUUCUAAUAUUAUCGGUUACAUCGGAGAAUAAUCCUUCUAAAGGUUCCUUAUGUCAUUUCCUGUAAUCGAAAUCAAACAGCAAAUAUAAUUAUUUUUCGAUUCGAACAGAGUCCGUACGUAUGUCAAACUUGUAAUAUGCACAUUAACGAAAAGAAACGGAAGGAAAAAUAGGAAGAAUAAGAACGUGUAAGUAAAUCUCUUUCAAGUAAAUCUCUAUGACAAACAACUUGUAGGUAGCACGGGAUAAUUAGAUUAGGUUACGGUUUUUCUCAGUAAACACAUUCCUUAGUAGAACAGAUUAUGUAUAAGGAUAGCUGUGAUGAGGUUGAAAUGAAUGAAAGAGAGAAAAGAAGGGAAAAUAAUUGGGUGAGAGGGAGAUAGGUGUUUAUAUCAGCUGCCAGUACGUGAAAAUUGCCACGAUACGUUGAUGUAUGUAGUGUGUAAAAUCAUAGAAUUUAUUUGUUCAGGGAAAAAUAACUCGAUGGCGAAUAACGAUUCAUCAGCAAGGAGAAACGAGAAGACGGAUCAGUUUUAUUCUACAUGAUAAAAACACGAUGUCGAUGUUAAAUGUUCAAUUUUAUGAGGAUCGUCGCAUGUCGCAAUAUCCAUUUUCCAAUGUUAUCGCUUGGAACGUUCGAUAAGAAAGAAAAAAAGAACUAACUCACUCUCCUUGCACCAUCGGUAAGAAACGAAGUGAUAAACAUAUUACAAGUUAUAACGAUCAGCCAGUUUACUAUUAGUAUUUCCUUUAGCGGUUUAUAUACAUCUCUCUGUACAAUAUUAGUAUUUUAUAAAUAUCGUAAAUGUUACGGGGCUACGGUUCGCAUGUGUUCAUCGGUUUAGAAGACGUAUAACGUAAUAGGGAAAGAAAUUAAAAUCGUUCGAUACAUUGAAUCGUAACUAUUGACGGUCGAUGCAGAAAAUUCUAUAGAGAUAAACGUCCAACGGGGAAGAACGAUCGUUCGUAUACGUUUCUUCUGGAUUGUUUCACGUUUACAGAUACCUUUAUAGGGUUCACCUUUAGACGGUUGCAUAUUAUUGCGUUGAAUUUUAUUGUUCGCGUGUUGGACGAUUGUUGCUCGAAAUAACGAUACGAAAAUACCUCCAUGCAAUGUGGCAAAAAGAAAAAAAAAAAAGAAAGAACAGUAUUGGUUGGCCAGUCUAUGUUACCUACGAGUUGUUUAACGAGAGGACAUCGUUAGAGUAAUUAAGCCGGCAGUCGCCACACAUUUAGGAGAAUCUUAUUUCAUAUGACGCUUUGUUUUGUACAGUUUGAGAUAUAUUUCAUCCGAUCAUUCUCUAGGUAAUGAAAACGAAAAAAAAAAAGAUUAACGAUAAUAAACAUGGUAAACCACGGCGCCAGAGAAUGGUUGUUGGGCGCCGUGGAUAGUUGUACACGAUUACUAAGUAUAGAUGUGUAGGUAGUGUCUUAAAUCUCUUGUAAAAGUCGUCAUUACAGGUUCAACGUUUUAAUCAAUAAUCGAUCGAUAAAAGGAAAAAAAAAAUAUUUACAGAAAUGGAUAAAAAAUGUAUAAUUAUACUCUCGCACGUGGAGACGUAGUGUAGUAAUCAGGGAAACUGUAGGAAUUGCAUUGACUCGCCUCAAUUCUAAUAUGAACUAUUGUUACAGUAACUAUAAUUGAAUUUGACACACGUCGCCACGAUGGUGUGGCUUGCGUGUCACGUUACUUGGCUGUGUGUGCUAGGCUACAUCGUAAUUCAUGUUCCAUCAUCCAUCACUCCACUCGCACAGACUCCAUUUACCUGUAUAGAACGGAAAUAAAUAGCGGAGGAGAGGAGGAGGAGGGGGGGGGGUUGACAAAUUAAAAAGGGGGGAUUAAAGGAAGAGAGUAACGAUGAUUUAUCAUUAACUACAUAUGUAAAUCGAUAUUCCGAUACGAACGAAAGGGAAAGAAGGAAGGAACGAAAGAUCGAACGAGGGAUCGGUACAUAUUUGAUAGCAGAGGAAACAAAAAUGGAAAAAAUUCUUUCGCACGACAUUUACACACUCCACCCAAUCACUUUAGUGCCAUAUUGAUAUCCCAUCAGCCACACUUGUUGACGUUUUGACGGUAGAACGUGUUGUUAAAGAUGUGUAUAUUCUGCGAUUAUGCAGGCUGUUUUGAAUAAAGUCGGAAUACGUUUAUUUCUCAUUACGCAUAUAUUAAAUCGUUACAAAGUAUUAUGAAACACACCUGUAUAUGCUUAUUUAGUUUCUGCAGUGUACAAAGAAUCGUUUUACAGCUGUCGAGGGAUUUUAAUGUUGAUUAUCACGAUGACGAGAUAGAGCUUAUAUAUAUAUAUAUAUCUAUAUAUAUAUAUAUAUCUAUAUCUAUACAAUAUAUAUGCGUAUAUAUUGUGUCGAUCUAUACGUAUUGAUUGAAAACUCUAAGUUCGAACUUCUUAUUUUAUAAAAUAAUAUAUGCAUAUUCGACGAGGAAUUACAAAUUUUGUAAAAAAUGCAACAGUUUCUUGAACAGGAGCAAUGCGUUUCGUUUGGAAAUUGUUCUUGUUGUUGUCAAAUCAGAGAGAAAGCUGACUUUCUUUUCUCCUAUUGUCGGUCUGCGCUUGAUGUUGGAUUCGAUACGUUCGGUGUUGAAACUAGUAGAACAAAAGUGAAGAAUUAUCGGACGAAAAAAUCCUUUGUACAAGAUAUUUUCGUAGCACAAAUCGCUUUCCUUUCGAGUCGCUCGAGCCAUUGUUUGUAAAGAAACGUUGCAUUUGCACUCUUUAAGAAUGUUAUAUUCUCGGAAGGUUCUUUUACUGCCGCUCUUCGCAAUCGUUCGCUAUAAUCAAAGGUUUAAACGAUAGAACAAAUUAACAAUAGUCAAGGAAAAUAUAAAGAAUUGAUGUAAAACGUAACGUUACAUUAAGAAGUAUUAAUACAGUAAGAGAUACGAUAAUAGAUGUGGAAGAAAUGGUAAAGAAUGAAACGGCGAGGAUGAAGAAAUAAUAAUAAUAAUAAUAAUCGAUUGCAUUGCAUUGAUCGACAAUAUAGCAAAAUUAAUUAUUUAUAGGUAGAGAGAACAAAGAUGAACGAGCUUUAUCAACAAUUGAUGACAUAAACGAAUUGUCUUAACUUGUUCUUCGUCAGAUGUUUCCACUUUAAACGCUGUUGUACGUGAAAUUUUUAACUGCUGUGUGUUGCACAACGUUUGAACAACAUUUGCAACAUCGAUUGGUUCACUGGAUAUUUUUCUUUCUUUUUUUCAUUUUUUCAUUUUCGUUGAAGCUUCGCUUUUUGUUUUUUCCUUCUCUUUCUUUUCUUUUUCUUGUUUCAAUUCGCCGAACUUAAAAUUUCACGAUACACCUGCAUUGCAAUGCCCUUAAACGAGCAGAAUAAGGAAAGAGCAUACAACACAAAUAAAGAAAACAAUACAAAGCGGAUAAAAAGAAAAUAACAAAGUGGCUGUAAAUAUUUUAUAUAAAAAGAAAAAAAGAUAUAUAUAGAGAAAGAGAGAGAUCUAUCUAUUAUAGGGAUACGCGUGGAAUUAAACGAAAAGAGGCUUUUAUUUUUGUCUAAAAAAUAAAAGAUGGACGAUAAUCGAAUAUAGCGAGACGAGAAUUAUAAUUGGACAAGUUCAAAGAAAAGAUAAAAUAUCCUGACGUUAGUCGAUUCUAGUGCAUAGUAUUUACCGAUAAAGUAUUAAAUAUCGCGCCCAUCGACACGUAAUACAAAUUUCGAUCGUUCAGCCCGCACUGUGUCUUCUUCUGCGUAAAUCGAGCAGAUGAUAAAUUCGCAGAUCUCCGAUAUCGUCGUACAAUUGAGAAAUACGCCACUUGCGAAGCGAAGCAAAAAGGGAAAAGAAGAAAACGAAAGGAACGAAAGAAAAGUGAAGCUUUCUCUCCGCGUACAUAGAAAAAGAAAAGAACAGAAUGAGACGAGCCUCGUUAGUGUAUUCAAAAUAGCAAUGCAUACCGAUAACUAAAUCUCUAAAAAAAAAAAAAAAAAAAAAAGAAAAAGAAGAAGAAGAGGAAGAAUCUUCUCAUCGCGGAUGGCCGAAUGUCUGAGAAAAAGAAAAAGAAAAAAAAAAAGAAA